Pyricularia grisea is the source of this 1362-nucleotide messenger RNA. RefSeq lists its product as uncharacterized. The coding region runs from base 140 to 1126 and encodes 328 amino acids. Gene Ontology annotation, biological process: protein folding in endoplasmic reticulum. Gene Ontology annotation, cellular component: EMC complex. Lineage: Eukaryota; Fungi; Ascomycota; Sordariomycetes; Magnaporthales; Pyriculariaceae. The transcript has 4 exons. The record is from RefSeq and is a predicted model, not a curated record. Gene Ontology annotation, molecular function: protein binding.
UCAUAACACAUCUCAAUCCAAACUAAUCUCACCGCCAAACAGUUUCUCAUACAUCGAAAAUCCACUUAGUUCCGCGAUUUUACCGCGCGCAACCCAUUCCUAAUAAAUCCGACUUGAGGAAGCCCAGCCGACCGACGAUAUGCCGCCCUCACUACUCCAUCCUCCAAGCCACCUAUCACCAGAAGCGGCGCGGCAACAAGCCACUCUCGCGCCCAGUAUCCUCAACAAUUACCCCGAAAGCAUAUCGUCGACGCCGAUUCUUUCACUUUUCUCUGCGCCCGAAACUGCCGAGCUGUGGAUUACCUACGAGAACCUACUGCUAGCAUGCCUGCGGACGGGGGACGACCUGUCGGCGCAUAAGUGCCUGGAGAGGCUGAUAAAGAGGUUCGGGGACAAGAAUGAGCGCAUGAUGGCCUUCAAGGGACUGGUUAAGGAGGCGACUGCAAAGAACAAUACAGAGUUGGAAGCGAUCCUGAAGGAGUACGACAGCAUACUGGCCGAGGAGGAAAACAACAUUCCCAUCGCAAAACGGAGGAUAGCGUUGCUCAGAGCAUUAGAUAGGACUCCGGAUGCUGUAUCUGGCCUUCUGGCACUCGUCGACAUGUCGCCGACAGACGCCGAGGCUUGGGCUGAGCUGGCAGACGUUUACUUGGCGCAAGGGCUGUACUCCCAGGCCAUAUAUGCGCUGGAGGAGGUUUUGGUGCUUCAGCCCAACGCAUGGAAUAUCCAUGCCCGAUCAGGCGAGGUCCUGUAUAUGGCAGCAACAGCUACACAGUCUAAUGAUGCAGCAGCAGCCAAACAGUUGGCGGAGGCAACCAAGAGGUUCUGUCGCAGCGUUGAGCUUUGCGACGAUUACCUGCGGGGAUAUUAUGGACUUAAGCUUGUGACAUCGCGUCUCUUGAACGAAAAACCUAAUGCGCAGACGCGCAAAGGAGAUGAUGCGGAUGAUCUGGCGCUGCCGGACGGUGCCAGCUUGCAAAAGUUGGACGAGUUGGCCACUCGAAAGCUGGCGGAAAUAGUGCGGCGGUGGUCUGCAGGAGAACACAAUUGGAGGGGUUACGAUGAGAGCGAGAUUGUGGCGGCAAGAGAGCUGCUGAACCAGGACAGUUCCUCCGCUCCAAAAUAGUAUGUACCAUAGUAUGUAUGUUCAGGCCCUGCUCGUUCUGUUGAGAUAUAGGCAGAUUCGAAGUAUAUGAAGGAUUGGUUGAGGCUUUGAGUCAGAAAUGCAGUUAGGCAUCAUCUGUGGUAAGGAGUAUGCAAUGGUGUGCCCACUGAGACUUUGACUCAUGUUACAGAGAAGGGCAAAAGCUCUAGCUUGGGUGUCUCUCAAAAUGCUACAGGGUAUUUAGUCUCACUCCAGAU